Messenger RNA from Lycium barbarum (goji berry), 2408 nucleotides. RefSeq lists its product as uncharacterized. The transcript is spliced from 2 exons. The record is from RefSeq and is a predicted model, not a curated record. Gene Ontology annotation, molecular function: nucleic acid binding; zinc ion binding. The coding region runs from base 618 to 2084 and encodes 488 amino acids. Lineage: Eukaryota; Viridiplantae; Streptophyta; Magnoliopsida; Solanales; Solanaceae.
GGGCCCUGUCCCGCCAUAUGAUUCUGUCGGUCUGUUAGAGGUCUGUGGACAGGGUUGUGGGUUAUGGUCCUUAGGUAUGGUUAUGUGAACAUGUCGUUGUGCGAUUCUCAUAUACUGAGGCGGCCAGUCCGCAUGUUUUGAUUAGGCGAUUCUAUACGCCGAGGCGGCCAGUCCGCGUUUGAUAUAUGUAUAUAUAUUGUCCUGUUAGCCCUGAGUGGCUUUUGUUGGUAUUUUCUGCGUGCAGGAUAUACUGGGUAGUCCGUAAAACAGAGGAAACUCUGCCGAAAUUUUCCUGGAAAUGGUCCAAGUCUGUUUAUGUAGCCUUACUGGCUUUGGCUAAUCGUUUGUAUGUAACUGGAAUAUGUAACCAGGUCUGGGUGCCCAAGUAGGGCGCCAGUCGCGGCCCACGGGGCUGGGUCGUGACAAAAGUGGUAUCAGAGCGGUUUGUCCUCGGAGUGUCCACAGAUCGUGUCUAGUAGAGUCUUGUUUAUCGGUGUGUUGUGCACCACAUCUAUAAACGGGAGGCUACAGGACAUUUAGGAUGUUACUUUCAUUCGAAAUCUUAGAUCGUGCGAUAGAGCUGUGCUAUUAGGGUGAUUCUGAUCUAAUUCGUUGUUAUGUUUGCAGUGAUGCCUCCGAAAAAGGCAACGGCGGCCCAGAAGGGCAAGGCGAAAGUGGCAGAGACUAGUCGGGCACCGAGAGUCACCGUUACCCGAGCUCGAGCUCAGACUAUGCCCGGUAUUACACUUCAGUCAGAGGGAUCCAUUACACCACCGGCAGAGCCUGGAGCAGGUCCCUCAGCAGCUCCAGCGACUCCAGCGCCCGCAGCUCCAGCUCCUCAGUCAGGGGCGGAUGACAGGACAUUGACAGAGGCUGUGCAGUUACUGACUACCCUGGUAGCGGGACAGGCUCAGAGACACGGCCGGAGGGAUGAUGAUGAUGGCAGGCGGGACAGCCUGAGGGUUCGGGAGUUCUUAUUAUGUGGCCCUCCAGAGUUUUCCGGGUCUAAGCCCGACGAGGACCCUCAUGACUUUAUUAGGGGGAUGCGACGCUCAGUAGAUUUGGUCAGGGCUUCAGAGACCGAGUCUGUUGAGCUGGCUUCGCACAGGCUACGGGAUGUUGCUGCUCACUGGUACGAGUCUUGGGAGCUAGCUAGAGGCCGGGGUGCUUCCCCAGCCACUUGGGACGAGUUUGAGGCUGCUUUUCUCAGCCACUUUUUGCCUCCAGAGUUGCGGAGGGCGAGAGUGGACAGGUUUUUGCAGAUUCGACAGAGGGGCCGGAGUGUUCGUGAGUAUAACCUGGAGUUUGAUUCACUGGCCCGAUAUGCUCCGGCUAUAGUGGCAGAGAUGGCUGACCGGAUGCACCGAUAUGUGAUCGGGCUGGACCGUUACUUAGUUGAGUCCUGUAUGUCGAUGGCAUCACGGACAGAUAUGGAUAUCGCCAGAUUACAGGCGUAUGCUCAGGGGAUGGAGGACAGGUACCGAGCAGAUCAGUCCACUAGAGAUCGUGACAGGAGGCCGCCCAAGAGGGCUAGGUUCGCAGGUUAUUCCGGGGAUUCUCGAGGCGGACAGCCUCAGCAGCGGCAGUCAGGCAGACAGCUACCUCCACCCGGCCAGAGUACUCAGUCAGGCGGUCGGAGAUUUGAUAGUGCGGGACCGUCUGGGGCCGGUCAGGGCUCCAGAGCGGCAGGUCCACAGGUGUCCAGAGGCCCCAGCCAGCCCAGACCACCUAGGCCCCGUUGUUCUCAUUGCGGGAAGUCUCAUCCAGGGGAGUGUUAUCGAGCUACAGGAGCUUGUUUUACGUGCGGCGGUCAGGGCCAUUUUAUGAGAGAUUGUCCGUUGGCCAGCGGUUCCGGUAGUGUGGCUCAGCCGACAGGGUCAGCCGCCGGUUCAUCAUCUGCUCCAUCUGUUGCACGCCCUGCAGGGCGAGGUGUGCCGACAUCGGCGGGACGCGGUCGAGGCCGCGGUGGCGUUGCAGGUUCUAGCGGUCCUUCGAACCGCAUAUAUGCUUUGGCCAGCCGCCAGGAUCAGGAGGCUUCGCCAAACGUCGUCACAGGUACAGACAUUGGUGAUCCCCCAUUGUAGGCUCCACUUUUCUGCUAUCUCGGAGUACUCCUACUUGAUCCGGAGUCCACUUCUGGUAUAGACAUCUGUUGCUGUAUAUAUUUUGUAUAUUUGGCUGUUUGGGUACGGCGGGGCCCUGUCCCGCCAUAUGAUUCUGUCGGUCUGUUAGAGGUCUGUGGACAGGGUUGUGGGUUAUGGUCCUUAGGUAUGGUUAUGUGAACAUGUCGUUGUGCGAUUCUCAUAUACUGAGGCGGCCAGUCCGCAUGUUUUGAUUAGGCGAUUCUAUACGCCGAGGCGGCCAGUCCGCGUUUGAUAUAUGUAUAUAUAUUGUCCUGUUAGCCCUGA